AUGUCUCCGUUCUCUGGAGAUCAGAUCGAGGACUUCAGCAACGACCUCUUCAGCAGUUUCUUUGACGACCAUCUCCUCGAGCGGCCGUCUGCAAACGGACGACCUGCAAUGUUGCAAAUAGACAUGGACACCAACCCAGAUGUCCAAGCUGAACACAGUUACUCUGUGUGUGGAGACUCCGCCCCCCAGAGCCCCGCCCUGUCCGUCAUCCAGGACCAGGAGGCGGAAUUCGAGUGGAGUUUUAACCAGGACUUUCUGGUGAAGCAAGAGGAGCCAGACCUGAACCAGUCCAUGGAGGCCGAGAGCUCAGAGGACCUACAGAGCAGUGGGGCACUUUGGGAACAUUCGGAACACAGCGCAGAAGAUGUUAAACCAUUAUCAAUUAAAGAUGAGCCCAGAGAAAUGCAGCAGUAUCUCAGUAUGAGCAGUGACGAGUCGCUGCAGAUGCCCCCGACCCCCCCGAGCAGUAACCACGGCGACAGUGAUGGGUCCUUGCCGCCUUCCUCGCCCCCCCCUCAGAGAACAGGGCGAGCGACGGGAACCUCAGCUGCCAUCUCCACCUCGCCCCUGCUCACGGCUCCACACAAGCUGCAGGGGUCCGGUCCUCUGAUGCUGACGGAGGAGGAGAAGAGGACCCUGGUGGCCGAGGGGUAUCCAGUCCCCGUCAAACUGCCCCUGAGCAAGAGCGAAGAGAAAGCACUGAAACGAGUCCGGCGCAAGAUCAAGAAUAAGAUCUCUGCUCAGGAAAGUCGGAGGAAGAAGAAGGAGUACGUUGAAUGUCUGGAGAAAAAGGUGGAUAACUACACGUCAGAGAACGGCGACUUGUGGAGAAAAGUGGAUAAUCUUGAAACUGCGAACAGGUCUCUCCUACAGCAGCUGCAGAAGCUCCAGUCUCUGAUCUCGGGGAAAGUCGUCCCUCGCUCCUGCAAAAUGGCCUCCACUCAGACCGGGACCUGCCUCAUGAUGGUGGCGGUGUGCUUUGUGCUGGUCCUGGGCUCUUUCUCUCCCUGCGCCUCUCCGCUCUCUCUGCUUCCUCUGUCGUCUUCGUCCUCCUCUUCAUCACAGCCGUCGUCAUCACAGCAGCAGGCGGCGGAACUAUACACCACCAGCCAGGUGCGUUCACGAAGCCUCCUCUUCUUCAGUGACGAGGCCCCAGACUCACUUUCCGAGUCUCAAACUGUGGCUCAAGUACAAGUGUCCAGAGCCACGUUAGAAAACAGGACGGACCGGACACGAGCUCAGCACAGGGAUUCCAAAGCAGAGGAGCCUGGUGUUUUCUGA
Molecule: messenger RNA, 1281 nt
Organism: Knipowitschia caucasica
Lineage: Eukaryota; Metazoa; Chordata; Actinopteri; Gobiiformes; Gobiidae
Source: the annotation of a GenBank genome assembly